Molecule: messenger RNA, 1011 nt
Organism: Helianthus annuus (common sunflower)
Lineage: Eukaryota; Viridiplantae; Streptophyta; Magnoliopsida; Asterales; Asteraceae
Exons: 2
Coding region: 1-1011 (336 amino acids)
Molecular function (GO): zinc ion binding
Source: RefSeq, a predicted model, not a curated record
AUGGACGUACAAAGAUUCAACCAUCGAAAAAAUGACCAUAUUUCUAGAAACACAACCCCAGAUAACUGGUCUGAAACUACCUUAGAGGAUGAUGCUAUGAAAAUUUACACCAGGUCCAUCUUUGCUGAUCAACAGGCAGAGUUAUAUGGAACACUGUCUAAGUGCCUUCCUAUGGAGACUAAAAUCGAGGAACCUUUCUUGAAGAUAAGUAUGAAGGAUUGGAAAGCCCAUGGUGACGGUUUAUUAGAGGUUUGUUUCAAGAAGGGGGAGGAUGUAAUUGCAUCAUGCAGUUGUCGCAGGUUUGAACAAUAUGGAUUAUUGUGCAAACAUAUAUACUUUGUGUUCAAGAUGUUCAAAGUAAAAGAAAUUCCCAACAAGUAUGUUAUGAGAAGAUGGACCAAAGACGUGGUACCGAAUGCUCUAAAUAACACAUCUGAUUUAAAUGUUGAUGAUAAUGAUGGGCAUAAAAAGGCCAAGGAGGUUGCGUAUGAGAUAAUGCAGACCGGAGAGAAUCUUAUUGGUAAUUUGAUGAGAGAUUUUGAUCAUCUAGUUAUAGUCAGGGAUCAGAUAAGGGAGAUGAAAGAAAUGGUUGAUGAACUUCGCAUAACCAAGCCCAUCGACCCUAAGUUUGAUAGAUAUUCAAGGUUAAUCGGUUAUGAGAAACCGAACACUGAUGCUCCACCUACAGUCCGUGUACCAACCGGUAUUAGAAACAAAGGACGUGGUUCACAUAAGCGGAUCAAAUCAAAAAAAGAACAGAUAAUUAGUCUAAAAGGCAAGAGAAGUCGUACAUGCAGUGUUUGCAAUACCAAAGGUCAUGAUAUCCGAACUUGUUCAGUUUUAAAGGGUCAAGCUAGUGUUGCCGACAAGAAGGGGAAGAAAAGAAGAGCAGUUCAGUUAGAGACUGAUCCUGGUUUAUUAGACGAAGAGGACGAGGAGGCAGAAACUGGUGAGGGAGAGGAAGAGUAUGACGAGGUAGACGAAGCCGAUGAUAGUGAUUCUGAAUGGUAA